AUGUCACACGAAGCGCUCAACCCGAUUCACCCGGCCGUCCUGCCUCACCUGGACCCGGUGUUCAUCCAGCUCUACAAUGACCACGUCGCGAACACCCCCGUGGGUCCCAUUGAUCUAUCUGUCCUCCGCAGCAAAUAUUCGGUCCUCUACUCGUACGGGACCGGGCCAGCACCCGACUGCGCACGCAUCUACGAUACUCAGGUUCUGGGUCAUAAUGGCGAUCCAAUUCCCGUGCGAGUGUACGAGCCGGCAGCGCCUGGUCCGUGGCCAGUACAUGUGGAUUUUCAUGGCGGCGGAUGGGGCCUCGGUGAUCUUGAGACAGAAGCACAUAUCUGCAAGCAUCUCUGCGUCAAGGCGAAUGUCUGCGUAAUUGAUGUGGAAUACCGACUGGUGCCCGAACACGCCUUUCCGAUUGGCGUUCAGGACUCCUUCGCAGCGCUGCAGUACAUCCAUUCGAACGGCGAAAAAUUCAAUAUCAAUCCCGGCCGCAUCUCGCUGGGAGGUGUUUCAGCGGGCGCAAAUAUUGCUUUAGUGUGUGCACAUCUCGCCCGCGAUGCCAAUCUGCCUCUGCAGCUCAUUGCUGUGGGGACCCCGGUGAUCGACGACAUCUCAAAAUACAGCUCUGCGGCCGAGGCACCCUGGCCGUCAAUGAAGCAGAUGGAGCAUGCGCCAACGCUCAACUGGGGACGCUUGAAAUGGUUUGACAACUUGAAAUGGCAGAGCAUCGCUGCUGACGGCCCUGAUCGAAAGGCCCAGCUGGCCGCGGUGAAAUGGUUUGCAAACAUUUUGCAAGCCCCUGAUUUCACCCGGCUGCCGAAAACAGUCCUUUACACCGCAGGUUGUGACCCGUUGCGGGAUGAGGGCGAAGCAUAUGCGCAAAAAUUGAUCGAAGGAGGCAAUGAAGUGAUCCAGAAGCGGUUUGCCGGUGUCCCACAUCCAUUCAUGCAUAUGGACAAAGAUCUGUGGCAGGCGAAGCAAUUUAUUGACUUGACGGCGGAACAUAUUAAGGCUACGCUUCACCGAUAG
Messenger RNA from Penicillium lagena, 1026 nucleotides. RefSeq names its product alpha/beta hydrolase. NCBI's taxonomy places the organism in Eukaryota, Fungi, Ascomycota, Eurotiomycetes, Eurotiales, Aspergillaceae. The transcript has 3 exons. Bases 1 to 1026 code for a protein of 341 amino acids. The record is from RefSeq and is a predicted model, not a curated record. Gene Ontology annotation, molecular function: hydrolase activity.